CUCUUUCUCCAAGCUUGCUGCUCGUACGCUGCAGCUCCCUCUGCUAAUUCUGCAGCAUCGCAUCGAAGCUGACGCGGUGCACGACCAUACCCCAACACCGCCAUGGCGCCCAUUCCCGAUUCUGCAGGCGCCGCGCGAAAUGCUUCAAGCUUUAUUUUUGGCAAUGUGAGCGGUAUCUCUCGACUGUUGUUGUUGACACUGACCACCGAGCCUUGUUCCUAGCUUCCCCAAAGUGGCCAUCCCAAUGAGCCCGAAAUCAUAGAGAUUGAUGAAGAUGAUGACGACGACGAAGAUGUCAGAAAUAGCGACGAGAAUGUUGACGACGAGGAGGAGGAAGAGGAUACUGCAGAUUCAGUUGCGGAUAUGAAUGGCGAUGGAUCAUUAAGCCAUGCUACUAGCCCUAGCAUUCUACAAAGAAGUCCAGCUAUACGUCCACCCGCAUCCUCCAUUUUUUCUUCCUCUGGUGUUCAGCAAGUUUUGCAUCCUCUUCGGCGUACAGCAGACCGUGUUACCCGCCAAAUGGAUGCUUUUGCGGAAAAGCUAGACCGCUUCAAGCAGCAGGACCGGACCCAGGGCUCCUACCAGGCUGCUUUCUCUCUCAUCAAGAACUAUCAGCUACACGCCUCUGAUGCGAUCAAUGAAGCUACUCGCCAAAGUACGUUAAAGCGGGCCAAGCUAGGUUGGAAUGCGAGUCGCGAGGCGGAUCUGUCGACUGCCACAUCUGAAGAGGACUUGCAGCGACUGCAGCUUGAAAUCGACACAUGGGACAUUCUGCUAAAUUUGAUUGCGGUUGAUGACCCCACGGCUAUUUCUCACGCAAAAGAGGCACAGAAAUCUGUCUUUCAGAACCUGCACCGCUAUUCCACGGACAGAGAAGUGUGGGAACAAUUCUUAGAUGCUGAUCAGCAUGCAACUGAGUGCGUGAUGGUGAUGAAAUGGCUGGAGACAAAAGCAAAGUCGUCGGCACAGCAGUUGGAUUCCGUGAUAGCAAAUUUGGAAGCGCAAGCAGAAAGGGGUACCGGAUUAUGGGCACACGGGUGGUUGUACACCAAAGAAUCCAUCAAGGGACAAAAGCGACUUCGAGCUUGGCCCCAACCUUUGGAACCCAAUGAUCCAGGUCUAUUAGCUUCUUUGCUCAGCUCUGAGAAGCAGGAACCUUUGAUUACCCAGCUGGACCCAGAUGCUGUCAUUCGACAAAAGCAUGCUUUGCAAAAGCAAGACCAGUAUUACGAACAAGCCACAUGGUUAACUUGCUGGAAAAUGCUGAGGCAAGGUGAGACGUGGACCAAAAUUCGAGAGUGGUCUCAAGAGCGCCUUGAAAGUUGGCGGGCAGUCAGUCUCUGCGGUUCGAGUGUUGAUCAAGACGGUUCUGGCGGCAGACUCUCAGCAGAUGACAGCAUGACACGUAUGAUGAACUGUCGGUCACAGGAUGCAUGGCGAAGUGCCUGUUCUGCUCUUGCUCGAAACCCGAGCACAAAUGACUACGAACGAGCUGUCUACGCCUUACUUAGUGGCGAGACUGAGCCUGCUUAUAAGGUGUGUCGGAGCUGGGAUGAAUAUCUCUAUGUCUUCUACAAUCACAUUCUACUAUCUCGAUAUCGGAGCUUUUGUUCUCAGUUUUCAAAGAAACUUACUCACUCACCACUAGUAAAUGUACCAUACGUGCCAGAACCGAUGGAUUAUAAUGCAACUCGUCUUUUCUUAGACGGUUUGAAAACACACGACCUGAUUGGUAUGGAGGCUCGCAAUCCUUACCACACGAUUCAGGCUGCCAUUCUCGGGAAGAACUUUGACUCCUUCUUCUUGUCAACGGCAUACGCUACCUCCAAAAUUAACAAAGCACCGAAAGACCUGCAUAUAAUUCCAAAUCUGGGCGUCAGCAACAUCGACGGCUCUGCGAUCAUCGCGGUUCGUGACAAGGAUGCACUACGAAUCAUUGCUCACCUGUAUAUCAUUACGAGGAAUUUGUCAUAUCUUCGCUCUGAUACAUCUUUCUAUGACACGGUAUCACUGAACGUGAUUGCCUACAUCGAAAGUUUGCAGCAGGCUGAGCUCAUCGAAUGGAUUCCGCUCUAUGCCUCGUUUCUACCAUCCGGAUUGGUCUCCAAUAUUAUUACACAAGUGUUAAUUGGUGUUAGCGAGCCUCGGGAAAUGAACAGAAUGGCCAAACUACUAGAAAAACAUGACAUCAACAUAGAAGCUGUUCAGGAGAGUCUAUGCGACUACGUUUUACACAACACACCGAAGCCGGGAUAUUCCUCUUUUACCCUGGAUUGUAAAGCCGUUCGUGAUCGAGAAAAGAAGGAUAUGAUAUUGAUGCCUGUGAUCAAGAAGUUUGCCGGCAAAAAGGCGAGCCCUCAGAAUGGGCGUUUGAUUCGAUGCCUCGAAUGGUAUUCGUAUCUUGAGGGACAUUGGAGUGUGAUUUGCAGGCUGGUUGGGUAUCUUUAUAAGAGAUUUUAUGGGAACGGCAUGUUAUUGGAAGCUCGUGAAUUAAGUGAAAAAAUGAAUCUUUCAGAAGUAUCUCAAAAGGUUCUCGGUUAUGACAUACGCCAGGCUCACUUGAUUGAGGAAAAUGGACUGGCAGACGCGUCCAUACCGCCAAGUCCCUCAAAAAGUCCGUCAAAGAAACAACGAUUUCGUCGAUCUCUAUCGCAAGAUGAACGGUCACAACAUCUCGUGGCAGCUGAGUUAGUGCUAGACUUGGAAUACAUCAGUUGGGCAUACAGUUCUUUGGAUGAAUUCCAAGAGGUUUGGGAGCAGCUCGAAUUAAACAAAAAUGCCGAAGCAGAAAAUUCCGAGCAUAUUAAAGAGCUCAAGGAACGUCUCCAGUAUGCUAUCGAGCAAGCAACAGAGCAUACCGAGUCGUUGCUCGACAAAGAUUACGGCAUAUUAACUAACGCCUCAUCCCCGGAAGAAGAGAAACAGCUUGAAUAUAUCCGAAAAACUUACUUCCCCGAUAUUGUCCUAAACUAUCUCACUGCUUUGUACUACUCAAGCUUGAAGCUAUCACGUGGCCUCCUGGUCCGAAGCAUGGAACUGAUCGUCCUUAUUGCGGAGGACAAUAAUAUGCUCGAUUGCUUUAUCGAUUCACAUCGAAUGACAGAGCUGGCGGAUGCAAUGGCUUUGGCGUCCGCAGCUAUGAUCAACGCACCAAUGCCUAAGGGACGAAAGAAGACGGAGGGGGUUGGCCAACUUGAUAUUUGGAAUAUCACAACACCAAAAGAAGGUGAAGAAUAUCAACUUCCAGCUGCAAAGUGGCCAUAGUUGGUGAUGUCGCUUCUUGGUCAUAGAAUGACUUUGAAAAGAAUGUUCUUGUUCCUUCCAUUGUGAUCAUGGAUUGGAAAUGCAUGUAAAUUAUCAUUAUUCUAAGUGGAAAUGCAUGCUAGGAAAUUACUAGCACCGCCCAUAAUGACAGAGUUCCAAAAGCA
Molecule: messenger RNA, 3428 nt
Organism: Talaromyces proteolyticus
Lineage: Eukaryota; Fungi; Ascomycota; Eurotiomycetes; Eurotiales; Trichocomaceae
Product: putative nuclear pore complex protein Nup107
Exons: 5
Coding region: 364-3264 (966 amino acids)
Biological process (GO): regulation of DNA-templated transcription; protein import into nucleus; mRNA export from nucleus
Cellular component (GO): nuclear pore outer ring; nuclear pore
Molecular function (GO): structural constituent of nuclear pore
Source: RefSeq, a predicted model, not a curated record